AUGCGCAUUGAUUAUCUUUCUUCUCCUCUAUCACAUCUCCUUCGAUCUAGGACUUCAAGACAUUUCAUCCGCUCAGCUACUCGCACCGCUACUUGGAAUCGCAUUCCAAGAGACACGUCGACCAUGACGACCGUCAACAAAACCGCUCACCCAUUCGACAAGACGCGAUUUGACGCUCUUCUCAAUCGUCGCUUUUUCUACGCCCCCGCAUUCGAAAUCUAUGGCGGUGUGGCUGGACUCUACGAUUACGGCCCACCCGGUUCGUCGUUGCAAGCCAACAUCAUCGCCGAAUGGCGUCGCCAUUUCAUCGUCGAAGAGGCAAUGCUCGAACUCGACACCACGAUCAUGACGCCUUCACCCGUGUUCGAGGCUUCCGGUCAUGUAGCGCGAUUUGCCGAUUGGAUGGUAAAGGAUACGCUCAAUGGGGAAGUCUUACGUGCGGACCACCUCGUCAAGAACGUGCUGGAGGCACGCCUGGCUGGGGAUAAGGAGGCGAGAGGUGCUGUGCCAGUACCCGUGGCUACGGACAAGAAGAAAAAGAAACAGGUCAAAACGACGGCGGUGAAAUUGGAGGAUGCAGUCAUUGCGGAGUAUGAGUCGAUCCUUGCUCAGGUGCGUCUUGGACAAUUACUCCGGUCCCGAGCUUGGCCAGCUCAUGCGCACGCACUCGAUCACGAACCCAGGCUCGGGCACCCUGUAGGCGAGCCGCAACAGUUCAAUCUUAUGUUCGCAAGCUCCAUCGGGCCGACUGGUCAGCAUCCCGGAUAUCUGCGCCCCGAAACGGCGCAGGGACAUUUCCUGAACUUCUCGCGUCUUCUAGAAUUCAACAACGGACGGGUGCCAUUUGCAUCAGCUCAGAUUGGGCGCUCCUUCCGAAAUGAAAUUUCUCCUCGCGCCGGCUUGCUCCGUGUACGCGAGUUCACGAUGGCCGAAAUCGAGCAUUUCGUCGACCCUCUUGAGAAGACGCAUACCAGGUUCAGCGAGGUCGCGCACGUCGAGCUUGUUCUUUUGGACAAGUACACACAGGCUUCUGGGCAGACUACCACCCGGCGGAUGACUGUCGGGGAGGCAGUAAAGCAGGGUGUCAUUGCGAACGAAACCCUCGGCUACUUUGUCGCGCGUAUCUUCGCAUUCUUGCACAUGGCCAACGAGAUGGCGCACUACGCUGCGGACUGCUGGGACGCUGAGAUUCAGAACAGUGUCGGUGGGUGGACCGAGUGUGUUGGCUGUGCCGACAGGUCUGCCUACGAUCUCAGCGUUCAUUCUGCUAAGACUGGCCAACCUCUUGUUGUGCGGCAAGCAUUGAAAGAGCCCAUCGUCGAGGAGAAGGCUGUGGCAGAAUGGGACAAGAAGUCGCUCGGCAAGACCUUCAAAGGCGAUGCUGCGGCUGUUUCCGCCGCUGUCGAGAACAUGGAUGAGGCGGCGCUGAUGCGGCUGAAGGGCGAGCUAGCUCAAGGCCCGGCCAAAGUGCAAGCUGCUGACGGCCGCGAGUUUAUGGUGGAGCCAUCCAUGCUCACUAUCGAACGCAAAACCCUGAAGACCUCGAGUAAGUCUCCGGAGUUUACGCCCAAUGUUAUCGAGCCCUCGUUUGGGCUGGGUCGCAUUUUGUACUGUUUGCUCGAGCACAGCUUCUGGAGCAGAGAGCAGGAUGUGGAGCGUGGUGUUCUGUCCCUGCCAGCGGUCGUUGCACCUACAAAAGUCCUGAUUGUCCCCCUCAGCGCUCGAGCCGAGUUUGAUCCACUGGUUCAGGAAGUCUUUGACGAUUCAAACACGUCAAUUGGCAAGCGGUAUGCGCGAAAUGACGAAUUGGGCACACCAUUCGGUAUCACAUUGGACUUUGCCUCUGUCCAAAACAGGACGAUGACAUUACGCGAGCGUGAUACUACGGAUCAACGGAUCGGGUCGUUCGACGAUGUAAUUUCCACUGUCACAGACCUGGUCUUUGGCACGAUUGAUUGGUCGGAGGCAUGUCAGCGACUUCCCGCUUAUGAUGGCGUUCAGGCAGUGGAAUAAUAGACACAUGCAAAAUGAUGAAUCGAUAGCGUGUGUUUAACGUGUUUAACACAAAGAGACUUUUCACCCCAGACGGAGGAGAGCUUGAUUUAGCGCACUGGAUCUGUGUUCCUGGGCGAUGCAUUGAGCGGUCAAGCCCGCUGUUCUCAGACCUAGCAUUGCCGCGCUUUCUAUAGACGUGGCUUCGCUCGCCGGCAGGCCCCGAUCGCCCACGCUCCCAGCUUGUCACUGUCUCAUGCUUGGCCAAAUGCUCGAAGAAAGAGAACCGUCGAUGAUCCAUCACCAUCCCUUCACCCACAGAGCAACCAGUUGCGACAUGUAAACAAGCACAUGGGACAUCAACGGAUCUUGAAUCCAGCACUGCAAGGACUGCAUCCUGUAUCACCAGCCAGCUAGUCCACGACCUCCAGUCAGGGGAUUUCAAAGAUAUGCUUGGACAGCCUGCGCGUCACGGGAUGGCGGGGACCUGGGACAGAUGUUGACUCAUGUUGCUACAAUAUAGAAUGGGCAGGUGCUUGUUCUCGCCUUUCCUCCGCGUAUAGGCUGUAGCACACAUCCGACCCCGGGUGGAACUCGACCCUUCAAUGUAUCAACCCCACACGACCCUGCGUGCGUUUUGGCGGCAGGAGGAGUCAUACAACUGCGCCGGGUGAGAUGAGAUUCAUAGAAGUCAAGAAACAUCCGGAUUCCCAAGACCAUCGCAGCAGGGGUUUCGUCCGGCCUCGGUUCCAUUGCGUAAUUCGUCGAGAUCGAUCGGCAUCCUAGAAAAGUCGCAUCUGGCUUGCAUCUGGGACCUUAUCUUACUACGCGAAUUGCGC
Molecule: messenger RNA, 2831 nt
Organism: Mycena citricolor
Lineage: Eukaryota; Fungi; Basidiomycota; Agaricomycetes; Agaricales; Mycenaceae
Source: the annotation of a GenBank genome assembly